Molecule: messenger RNA, 1323 nt
Organism: Nicotiana attenuata
Lineage: Eukaryota; Viridiplantae; Streptophyta; Magnoliopsida; Solanales; Solanaceae
Exons: 4
Coding region: 1-1323 (440 amino acids)
Source: RefSeq, a predicted model, not a curated record
AUGCAAGGGUUAGGUGGCCAAGUGAGUGCGGCAUAUAAAGAUCUGUGUUUGUUUCCUGAUGUCCAGCUACCUGCCGGAUUCAAAAUGCCCAAGUUUGACUUGUACGACGGGCAUGGAGACCCCGUGGCCCACUUAAGAGGAUGUUGCAGCAAAAUGAGGGGUGCUGGUAGGAAAGAUGAAUUGUUGAUGGCAUAUUUUAGUCAAAAUUUUGAGUGGUGCAGCAUUGGAGUGUACAACGUAGAGAUUGUCCCAGGUCGCCUAUCCUUGACUAAGUUAGAGAAAAAGCCCAGUGAGAGCUUCAGGGAGUAUGGUUUCCGGUGGAGAGAACAGGCGGCACGAGUCAACCCUUCAAUGGAGGAAGCUGAAAUGGUAGAGUACUUUCUUCAGGCCUUGGAGCCUACUUACAUUGGUCAUGUGAUCUCGGCCAUAGGUAAUUCUUUCAAUGAAGUGAUGAAGAUGGGAGGAAUGGUAGAGGAAGGACUCAAAUCAAGCAAGAUCAUGAGUUACUCUGCCAUCAAAGCAACUACACAAGCAAUCCAGAAUGGCACCGGGGGUGUGUUAGGGAAAAAGAAGAAAGAAGACGUUGCUAUAUUGUCAUAUGCUCAACCCCCUCCUUACCCGCAAUGGCGUGCACCAGCUUCACAGAAUCCUUAUCCACCUCCACAAAUAUACCGAAACCCUACUGGUCCAAGCUUUCGACCCAAACCGGAGAAUAGAAAGGAAAAGCUGCAGCGGAAGCAAAUUUUCACCCCGCUUGGGGAGUCUUAUAGCAGUUUGUUUCGGAAGUUGAGGCAGUUGGAUGUUCUGAAGCCGAUUAAGUCAAAAUUACCAAAUCCCCCUCCAAGGAACCUGAGCCCAGAAGCUCCAAACAUCAAUCAAAAUCCAUUGCCAGCCAAUGCUGAAAAGCACAUGGUUGAGAUAGUGUAUAAGGAUGGGGAGCCCGAAAAGCCUUUGAAGUUUGUCAUGAUGAUACGUGCCAGUGAAAGUAAUUCAGUCAAUACUCCAAUUGUUACAAAUGCAACAUCUUUGACAACUGAAGGUCUGAUGGACAAGCUAAGCCCGCCCAAUGUUAAGCCGCCUGUAUUAGUUGUGAAAGGGUUACGAGAUGAUUUUGAAGCAAAGCAAGGAAAGCCGAAAGUGGUUGUGCCGGGGGCAGCAAGUAAUCAUGUCAUAAUCGUGGAAGGGGCUCGCACCGGCCCUAUUAUUAUUAAACCCGUGACCCAGCUACCGAUAAAUAACACCAACGCUGUUCCAGGGAAAUACAAGCAAGUGAUAGUAACCUAUAAAGGGAAAGAAGUGGAAGAGGAAGUUAAUGAAACCUAG